GCCGCCGCGUCAGCUGUUAGUGUUACAUCACUGCAAUAACAAAACGGCGAGGUGGCGACGACUCGGCCUCACUUCCCCGCUCACUGCCAGUGUUUUUGGUGUGCAACUCUCCUCACACAAGAUGUCACUCACCACCCUACAAGACGCCAAACCAACGGUGCAGUUGGUGGAAACAGAGAGUGCCCCGGGUGGCCACCAGCUGGUUAACCCAUACCGCACCAACAAAGUGGACAAGAUGGACCUGGUGACCAUGGCGGAGGAGAUACAGAAGGCAGACUCCUUCGUGCACGCCAACGUCAGCAACAAAUUGCAGGUGAUUGCUGAGCAGGUGCGGUUCCUCCAGGAGCAGGCAAGGAAGGUGCUGCAGGAGGCCAAGGACAAUGCUGACCUGCACCACGUGGCAUGCAACAUGGUCAAGAAGCCCGGCUCCCUUUAUCACCUGUACCGACGGCCCUCCGGCCAGCGCUACUUCUCCAUGCUCAGUCCAAAGGAAUGGGGAGCCUCCUGCCCACAUGAGUACCUGGGAACAUACCGAUUGGAAGCUGAUCGCUCCUGGACCCCUGCAGACAAACUGGAAGAGAAGGCCAUUGACCAGCAGAUGAUCAAUAAGAUAUUGACUUGCUCUAACACUUUAUCCAUAACCAUGGAUGAAAAACAAUGAGGAACACUCAGUACUAGAUAAGUGUGAGCUCUGAACAGUGGUUGUGAGAGGCUGUGCUGAGCCCAGGCCCUGGUUACCUUUUGGCUGCUGACAGCAGUCACCUCACCCCAAUGACUCUAAGUCUAAGGCCUCUGAACUUUGAUAAGGAAGGCCUCCACCUCCACCAGACUUAUCAAUAUGCAAUUAUUUUAUUUAUUAUCAAUAUUGUGGAUGUGUUUAUUUGAUACACAUGGGAAAAGUAUAUAUAAAAAAAGUAACAUGCUCACAGGAGAAACCUUUAUUGGAAAAAGGUGACCUUGGCAGUCUGCUGGUGAGCAUCAAUAAAAGUGAUGCAGAGCAGACUGAUACAGUGUUGCUCCCUGCAGGCUGGUGAAUGUUGCUUUUCCUCCAUAAGAGAGAAUAAUGGAAAAGGUUUUUACCACAUUGUGUAUAACACAAUAAAGACACUGCCAAC
Molecule: messenger RNA, 1115 nt
Organism: Scylla paramamosain (green mud crab)
Lineage: Eukaryota; Metazoa; Arthropoda; Malacostraca; Decapoda; Portunidae
Exons: 4
Coding region: 122-661 (179 amino acids)
Source: RefSeq, a predicted model, not a curated record